AUGGCCUCUCCCAAGCCCAGAGCUAUCCUCGGUCUCAUGACCUACGGUCCUGACAACUUUCCAGACAACCGUGUUACAACACUUGAAGAAUUCAAAACUCAUCUUGAUGCUCUCCAAAAGCAUGGAUACAAUGAAGUUGACACGGCCCGUAUCUACUCUGGCGGUGAACAAGAAGCUUUCACAGCAAAAGCAGGAUACAAAGAACGUGGCCUCAAGCUCGCUACAAAGAGCUACCCACGAGACUCCUGGCAGCACACGGCCGCCAACCUCCGCAAGGACUUGGAAACAUCUUUGGCUGAGCUUGGUACUACAUCUGUAGAUAUUUUCUACCUGCACUCGGCCGACCGCUCCGUCCCCUUCGCCGAAACCCUGGAAGCGGCAAACACUUUGUACAAGGAGGGUAAAUUCAAGCAACUCGGAAUUAGCAACUUUUCUGCAUUUGAAGUCGCAGAGGUUGUCAUGCUGUGCCAACAUCGAGGCUGGGUGAAACCCACGAUUUACCAGGGGGUGUAUAACGCCAUCAGUAAGGAACUUCUUCCCAAUAGCAUCUUUAGCACACAUCUAUAUAUGUCUCGAAAUCUUGAGACGGAAGUUAUUCCUGCUUGUCGCCACUUUGGAUUGGAAGUCGUCAUUUUUACCCCCCUCGGUGGAGGUCUCUUAACCGGGCGCUACAAGACCCUCGAUGACGAGGAGGAGCAGGGCCGUUUCAGCAACAGCACGUUCCUUGGGCCUAUUUUUAGACAGAUGUAUUUCAACGAGAGUUUGUUCAAAGCGCUCGACAUCCUCCGACUUGCCGCUGAAAGCCACAAGCUGACGAUGCCCGAGGUCGCUCUCCGUUGGCUCGUGCAUCACUCUGCCUUAAAGUUUGCCAAGGAUGGAGGAAACGACGGCGUUAUCUUUGGAGUCAGCAAGAUUGCCCAGUUGGACCAGAAUAUCUUGGAUCUGAACAAGGGUCCUUUGCCAGAGGAGGUUGUGAAGGCUCUUGAUGCUGCUUGGAUCAUUGCAAAGGGCACCAGCCCCAACCCCUGGCACACACCGCUUGUGUACACAUAUGAGGGACAUUCAUAA
Trichoderma aggressivum f. europaeum is the source of this 1068-nucleotide messenger RNA. RefSeq lists its product as uncharacterized. The record is from RefSeq and is a predicted model, not a curated record. Gene Ontology annotation, molecular function: oxidoreductase activity. The coding region runs from base 1 to 1068 and encodes 355 amino acids. The transcript is spliced from 2 exons. NCBI's taxonomy places the organism in Eukaryota, Fungi, Ascomycota, Sordariomycetes, Hypocreales, Hypocreaceae.